Tauraco erythrolophus (red-crested turaco) is the source of this 972-nucleotide messenger RNA. NCBI's taxonomy places the organism in Eukaryota, Metazoa, Chordata, Aves, Musophagiformes, Musophagidae. The record is from RefSeq and is a predicted model, not a curated record.
GGAUAUAGCCGUGAAAAUAAAAAUCUGGAAGCAGUCUCUGGUGUAAGGAAUCCUGUCAAGAAAAUUCCAGAUUCUCAUGAAAUUACACUCCAACAUGGGACAAAAACAGUUUCUGCUUUGGCGUUGGAUCCUUCAGGUGCCCGUUUGAUAACUGGUGGAUAUGACUAUGAUGUUAAAUUUUGGGAUUUUGCUGGAAUGGACGCCUCUCUCCAAGCUUUUCGGUCACUGCAGCCUUGUGAAUGUCACCAAAUCAAGUCUUUACAGUAUAGCAGCACAGGAGAUGUCAUUCUUGUUGUCUCUGGUAACUCUCAGGCAAAAGUUAUUGACAGAGAUGGCUUCCCAGUAAUGGAAUGCAUAAAAGGAGACCAGUACAUUGUGGAUAUGACAAACACAAAGGGUCACAUAGCAAUGCUCAAUUCAGGCUGUUGGCAUCCAAAAAUAAAGGAAGAAUUUUUGACAUGUUCUAAUGAUGGAACUGUGAGGACAUGGGAUGUUAACAAUGAAAAAAAGCACAAAAGCGUAUUUAAACCACGAUCAGUUCAAGGUAAACGAGUGAUUCCUACAACUUGCACAUACAGCAGAGAUGGUAAACUUAUUGCAGCCGGCUGUCAAGAUGGCUCCAUCCAGAUCUGGGACAGGAAUAUGAGUGUACACACAAAAUUCCACUGCAGGCAAGCCCAUGCUUCAGGCACUGACACUUCAUGCUUGACAUUUUCCUAUGAUGGUACUGUCCUUGCCAGCCGGGGAGGAGAUGAUACUUUAAAGAUAUGGGAUAUUAGACAAUUUAAAAAGCCUCUUAAUUCAGCGGAAAGGCUGCCCAGCUUCUUUCCAAUGACAGAUUGUUGUUUCAGCCCAGAUGAUAAAAUACUCGUCACAGGCACCUCUGUUAAGAAAGGUGGUGGCAGUGGGAAGCUUUUUUUCUUUGAUCGGGAGACAUUCCAGAAGUUGUAUGAGAUAGAAGUUACAGAUGCG